AUGCAAUGUAUUAAACGGCGUGGGGGAUGUGAAAAGCCGAGAGUUGUGGUUGUCCUGGUGCCGCGGGGAGUGUAAUUCUGUGGUGUUUUGUGUUUUAUUUGUCGGUGUGCCCUGUGGCCGGGGGGGGAAGGUGAGGGGUGAGUGAGCAAGAUGGCGGAGCGCGCGCUGCUGGAGACGCUGCUGCGGCGGCUGCAGGAGGCGGGAGAUGGCGGCGCCGACAGCGCCCGUCUGGCCCACAGCCUGGACAUCGACCACCAGGUGGUGGUGGGCGCCGUCAAGAGCCUGCAGACGCUGGGCGAUAUAAUUGAAGCUGAGCAGCGAUCCUACAAACAUUGGGAACUGACCGAAGAAGGGAAGGACAUUGUGGGGAAAGGCAGCCAUGAAGCCCGAGUCUUUGAUGCCAUUCCACCAAAUGGAAUUACUCAGAGUGAACUAAUGAAACUCCCAAGUGGAAAAGUGGGAUUCAGCAAGGCCAUGUCUAAUAAAUGGAUCCGCAUUGACAAGACUGCUGAGGGGGGACCUCGGGCCUACAAGGCUAUGGAUAGUAUUGACGAUUCGGUCAAAGCCAAGCUGCUGCUGAUCCAGCAAGGUAAGGACAACGCCUUGGAAGACAAGGAAAAAAAUGAACUGAAAAAGAGGAAGCUGCUGAGUGAAGUGACUUUGAAGACCUACUGGAUUACUAAAGGAAGUUCAUUCAGCACCACGGUGGUGAAACAGGACACUGACCUCACCCCUGAGAUGAUUGCCAACGGCUCAUGGCAAGAGAGGAAGUUCAAGCCAUACAACUUUGAUGCCCUGGGCAUCAUUCCAGAGUGUGGACACCUCCACCCCUUGAUGAAAGUUCGAACUGAAUUCCGACAGAUAUUUCUGGAAAUGGGUUUCACAGAGAUGCCCACCAAUAACUUCAUUGAGAGUUCGUUUUGGAACUUUGACUCGCUCUUCCAACCUCAGCAGCACCCUGCCCGAGAUCAACAUGACACUUUCUUCCUGUCUGACCCGGCUGUUGCUACCGAAUUUCCAAUGGAAUAUCUUAAAAGAGUAAAAAUGGUCCACUCGGUGGGAGGAUAUGGAUCCCAAGGGUACAAAUACGAUUGGAAAAUUGAAGAAGCGCAAAAGAAUCUUCUGCGAACACACACAACGGCAGUCAGUGCACGGAUGCUGUACAAACUGGCCCAACAGGAAGUCUUCACACCAGUGAAGUAUUUCUCCAUUGAUCGUGUCUUCCGCAAUGAAACGCUAGAUGCCACUCACUUAGCUGAGUUUCACCAGAUCGAGGGGGUGGUGGCCGAUUAUGACCUUACCCUGGGUGACCUAAUGGGAGUUCUUCAGCAGUUCUUUACUAAAUUAGGUAUAACCAAACUGCGUUACAAACCAGCCUUCAACCCCUACACUGAGCCAAGUAUGGAGAUCUUCAGCUAUCAUGAAGGGUUGAAGAAGUGGGUGGAAGUUGGAAACUCUGGUGUCUUCCGCCCAGAAAUGCUGUUGCCCAUGGGCCUGCCGGAAGGUGUGUGUGUGAUAGCGUGGGGUCUCUCUCUGGAACGACCAACCAUGAUCAAGUACGGAAUCAACAACAUCCGUGAGCUUGUGGGGCACAAGGUGAACUUGCAGAUGGUGUACGACAGCCCAGUGUGCCGCCUGGCCUCCUAGCAUUCAGCCUCAGACACGCACUGCACUGCAAGACACUUGAAGUGUGUGCUUGACACUAGCCUCAGCAAGGUUUCACUUUCAUUCAAUUCAGGGACUGUGGGGGAGGAAGAAUCAAAAGGUUUGGCUUUGGAGCUCGGGGCGUAUCAUUGUUCAAGCAGUCCGUUCAUUCUCACUGCCUCGAGCACUCCUGUAAUAUGUUAACGCAAGUCAUCGCAGAUGCUGGAAUCUGGAGCAAUAAAAAGUGCUGUAUUAACUCAGUGGGCCAAGCAGCAUCUUAGGAGACAGAGGGAUGGUCCACUACAGUUGCGAAUCCUGCUUGACCCACUGAUUCCCUGCAAAAUACCGUGGCCUCUUGUUCUGUUAUUUCAUAUUCAUAUUUGAUGGUUCCAAAAGCCUGACAAGUUUGCACAGCUGAAAAUUUGUGCUCGAAACAGAAAAGGAAGCAGGUCAGAGACACGAGCAAGUGCAGAGGCGGGAAUCUUGAGCAAAACACAAAGUGCUGGAGGAACUUGGUGGGGUCGGGCAGCAUCUGUGUAGGGAAUGGACAGUGUUUUGGAUCUAGAGUCUGAAGAAAGGUCCAGACCUGAAAUGUCAUCUGUCUGUUCCGACCACAGAUGCUGCCUGCCCCACUGAGUCAUUCCAGCAAUUUGUGUUUUACCUUGCAGAUUAACUGGAGCACGUUACCUUAAAGUUACAACUAUAAUCUAAACUCCACUGAUUAGAGUCAAUAGAGAUCAUUGUUCUGGGACUAGUAGUUCCUAGCUGCUAAAUGAAAAGGAAAUAAAUCUCGGUGUGAAGUAAUGAAACCUUUGAAGGAUGGUGGUUUUGGUCACAAUCGAGCCUGCCUUGUUGAUUACAUUGGAAUGCUGUGGCUGCAGCACUCGCGUCAUUGUCAAGCCUUAACAUACCUUGGUUUCCAAGGAGUCUGCUUACGACAUCUGUCUUGUUUCAGAAAAUGGAAAUUGUAAAUCUAAUGCAAUAAAAGGAGCAAAUCUGAAGUGUA
Molecule: messenger RNA, 2650 nt
Organism: Leucoraja erinaceus (little skate)
Lineage: Eukaryota; Metazoa; Chordata; Chondrichthyes; Rajiformes; Rajidae
Gene: farsa
Product: phenylalanyl-tRNA synthetase subunit alpha
Exons: 13
Coding region: 151-1647 (498 amino acids)
Biological process (GO): phenylalanyl-tRNA aminoacylation
Cellular component (GO): cytosol; phenylalanine-tRNA ligase complex; cytoplasm
Molecular function (GO): phenylalanine-tRNA ligase activity; tRNA binding; ATP binding
Source: RefSeq, a predicted model, not a curated record